Messenger RNA from Sinocyclocheilus grahami, 647 nucleotides. RefSeq names its product gem-associated protein 2-like. Gene Ontology annotation, biological process: spliceosomal snRNP assembly. Lineage: Eukaryota; Metazoa; Chordata; Actinopteri; Cypriniformes; Cyprinidae. The record is from RefSeq and is a predicted model, not a curated record. Gene Ontology annotation, cellular component: nucleus; SMN complex. The annotation marks the transcript as partial. The transcript is spliced from 5 exons.
ACUGGUUUCCCACCUUUCCUAAGCAUUGUCAGCAAACUAAACCAGUCAACCAUCUCUGCUGUGCUUGAGUAUUUAAUCAAUUGGUUUGAGGAGAGAGACUUUGUACCACAGUUGGGCAGAUGGCUUUAUGCAUUACUAGCGUGCCUUGAGAAACCGCUGCUUCCUGAAGCACAUUCCCUUAUCAGACAGUUGGCACGACGGUGCUCUGCAGUGCGUGCCAAUCUGGAGAGCAAAGACGAUGAUCGUUUGUCAGCUCUUAACUUGAUGAUUUGUAUUGUUGCCAGGUAUUUUGAGCAAAAUGAUUUGGCUGACAAUGAAUGAGCAGAACUUGGAAGCAGACGGAAGAGCCUUUGUGAAGAAAAUUCAUGUGAAUGAGAGGAACCAUGAGAGAAACUCAGGAGAUUUUGUAAAAGACUCUUGCAAAUUGAAUUGAGUUCCAUGUAAUAUUAAAGUACACCUGUUACAAAUACAAAUUACUGUCCUUUGAAGCAUGGCUAUUGUCAAAUAAAACUUAAUUUCUGACAUAAAAUGCAAACAUCUUUGGCUUCUUGCUAUUUCAUUGUCAUGAUGUUGUUGUGCUGUGUCUGCCAAAUAAAACCAUGUCCGAUUUAUUAAAGGGCUAACUGAAAAUCAUCCUUAUUUUUAUU